Colletotrichum truncatum is the source of this 918-nucleotide messenger RNA. RefSeq lists its product as uncharacterized. NCBI's taxonomy places the organism in Eukaryota, Fungi, Ascomycota, Sordariomycetes, Glomerellales, Glomerellaceae. The record is from RefSeq and is a predicted model, not a curated record.
AUGGAACCAACUGAGGACUAUCUUGGCUAUGCCAUCACCCUGGCUCCCAUGCGCGAGCGAGACGAGAUCCGGGCCCCCGGCGAAGAUUGGACUGGCGUGACGAAUACACGCUCGAGGAGAAAGCUGCAGAACCGAUUAAAUCAGAGAGCAACCCGAAGAAGGAAGCGACUCCUUGUAAAGUCGGAAUCUCCCCUGGUCGAUCAAGCCUCGAACGUCAUGACCAUCGCCAGUCGUGCCGCGUCCGAAAGAAGACCAGACGAGAUUGACAGCUUUGUUACCAGUAACAUGGUGGAUACAUUUCGCCAGUUUGCUGACGCGGCAUACCUUCGCUUUCUCCGCAGUUCGCCCAGUAUUGAGCAUUUACCAACCGUGAUACACGUUAACGUCCUUAAUGCCAUGGCUGGGAAUUCGCAUGCUCUUGGCUUGUCACAUCUCUGGCUGUUUUGCGACGCAAUGUCUCCCAUUUGUCAAUAUGGACCCUUGCUUGGUCCUGGGUUCGAGGGGAUUGCGCAAUGUCCCGAAAGCCUACGGCCCACGAAGCUUCAGCUCGAAGUUCCGCACCAUCCCUGGAUUGAUCUGCUCCCCGUUCCACAACUAAGGGACAACAUACUACGGGGCUGUGUGUUAUCAUACCGGUUUGAUGAAGACGAGUUGUGGUACGAUAUGGUUGAAAUGAAACCUGCCGAGGAGGAUGACGGUGCUGGCGAAAGCCAUAGCCCCUCGCUAUUAACGUGGGGAAAGAAUCCAUGGGACGUUGACGGAUGGGAGGUGACAGGUGCAUUUUUGAAGAAGUGGGGUUUCUUACUAAAAGGGUGUGAGCAGAUUCUGAAGUCGACAAAUUAUUGGAGAGCAAAGAGGGGAGAGAAAAGGAUCUGUGUAAACGCUGAUGAACUUGGAGUAGAGUGGAAGCAAUCAUAA